This is a messenger RNA of Propithecus coquereli (Coquerel's sifaka), 1171 nucleotides long. RefSeq names its product UPF0688 protein C1orf174-like. The record is from RefSeq and is a predicted model, not a curated record. Bases 1 to 741 code for a protein of 246 amino acids. Lineage: Eukaryota; Metazoa; Chordata; Mammalia; Primates; Indriidae. The transcript has 3 exons.
AUGUUUUACCUGGGGCGUUUUCUGAACAAGCUCACAGGGGGAGUGCGAUCUUCAGCGCGCCUGAGAGCCCGAAGUUGUGCCGCAGCCGGGUUGGCCUCCGCCCAGGAAGUCGCUGGCUCCGCGUCGGCCAAGACAGCAUGUCUGACUUCCUCAUCACACAGAGCCACAGACAGGCGCACGUCCAAGAAGUUCAAGUAUGACAAAGGUCAUCUUGUAAAGUCAGAAUUACAGAAACUCAUCACUAAAAGUGAGAGUGCUUCUUUGCCAAAAGUGACUCCUGAGACCCGCUGUGAAAAUGCGUUUGCUGAAGACGGUGCCCUCCUUCCGGGCAGUGAGGCCGGCGUGUCCACACGCCCGGAGGCUGCGGGUCUCCCGCUGGGCCGCUGCGGAGUCGUGAGUGACUCCUGCUCAGCACGGACGGAAGACGGCCUGCCCGCGCCCAAACCUGGCGCCGAUCCAGGAGCAGAAGAACCCAACAGCGGUUCCGCUGUGCAGGGAGAGUCGGCGCUGGAGACAGAGGGAGGGCGGGCGCCGCUGCUCCAGAUGGACGACAGCGUGUUUCUGGACGACGACAGCAGUCAGCCAAUGCCAGUGAGCCGAUUCUUCGGAAACGUGGAACUCAUGCAGGACCUGCCGCCGGUGUCUCCGUCUUGUCCUUCAAUGAGCAGAAGAGAAUUCAGAAAAAUGCAUUUCAGAGCCAAAGAUGACGAUGACGAAGAUGAUGGUGAUGCAGAAAUGUAGAGAACACACGGAACAAUGUCCUUGUGUGCCAUGCAGUUCCAGUCUGACAGCGCAGCCCGUUACGAGAUUUAUAGAAAAUGUGUCUCCGAGAGAAUGUGUCCUUAAUCCCUGCAAACCUGGCCAUCGGCGCAAAGCACCAAAACCUGUGAACUAAAGUCUUUGAGAUUGCAAAGCCGCCGUCUGUGGCAGUGUCCUUUCUUACGUACCCGUGUGUGUGACAAUGGCGCGAGUCAGCUGAGGGGCUUGGGGCUCCGCGCGAUCUUUGUGAGGACAAUUCUUCAGCUCAUUAGCUUUGAUAAUAUGCAAGUUGAUUUUCCAUUAUCAAAAUUUGAUCAUUCUUGUGAUUAAUUCAAUGCCAGUUCUUAAAGAACUCUCCUUAUUUCUGUAUAUGAAGCUAAUGUUUACUCUUGGAAAUUCUGCAAAAUACAUA